Molecule: messenger RNA, 1158 nt
Organism: Exophiala oligosperma
Lineage: Eukaryota; Fungi; Ascomycota; Eurotiomycetes; Chaetothyriales; Herpotrichiellaceae
Exons: 1
Coding region: 1-1131 (376 amino acids)
Molecular function (GO): oxidoreductase activity
Source: RefSeq, a predicted model, not a curated record
AUGCUUCGUUCACUGUUGCCCUUUGUAUCCGCCUCAGCCUUGCUCGCUUCUUCGGUCGUCUCCGCCAUUCCCGUCGACACACAACACAAUGCUCGGUCCACCUCUGCUCAGUGGGACGACUGGACGUGCACGUCGGAAAACAUCCGGACUCGCGUCGACUUCAACAACAUGGCUCCGGCCGACCGGAAAGCGUACACUGACGCCGUCAAGUGCCUGAUGGCUCAACCUUCCCAACUCGACCAGACACUCUACCCGGCCGCGACCAACCGAUACAUGGACUACGCCGUGAUCCACGUCAACCGCACCCAACACGUGCACCUCGACGCCUUCUUCCUGACCUGGCACCGGUACUUCCUGUGGCUCUACGAGUCCGACCUCCAACAGACGUGCGGCUACGAGGGGGCUUUCCCUUACUGGGACUUCGCCGAGACGGCCGACGACCCUCACAGCUACCCGAUCUUCGACGGCUCCGAGUACAGCAUGUCCGGCGACGGCCUCUACAACAACACCGGGCCGAUCGUGUUGGGAGCCGAACUCACCAUCCCCCACGGCACGGGGGGAGGGUGCGUGACGACCGGCCCUUUCGCAGACAUGAUCGCCCCGAUCAAGUUCAUCGACCCGACGGCGCUCACGACGGGGACGCUCCCCGACGACGCCUUCGCCUACACCCCCGUGUGCCUGAUGAGGGACCUCAACGCCUACGUCUCCCAGACGUACACCAACUCGGCCCAACUCCUGGCCGCCGCCCACGCCGCCAACGCCAGCGACUUCGAGUACCUCCUCAACGGGGUCAUCGGGAGCUCCAGCCUGGGCAUCCACUCGGGGGCUCACUUCAGCGUCGGGGGCCAGAUGAACUCGAUCCACGUCUCGGCCCAGGACCCCAUCUGGUACCCCCUGCACACCAUGAUCGACAAGGUCUACACGAGUUGGCAGAUCAACUACCCGGACCUCGCCGACACCCUGGACGGGAGCACGGGGACCGCCCUCAACACCCCUCCCAGCGACGUCGUCACCCUCGACUCCAUCGAACCCGACUGGGGUUAUUUCCAACUCGGUCAGAUCCAAGUGCGUGACCUGUUGAGCACCACCUCGGGUCCGUUUUGUUAUCAAUAUGAUACCGUCAUUUCUUGAAUAAAAGGGAAUCGUUGAAGAAUUCCG